Molecule: messenger RNA, 1320 nt
Organism: Exserohilum turcica Et28A
Lineage: Eukaryota; Fungi; Ascomycota; Dothideomycetes; Pleosporales; Pleosporaceae
Exons: 3
Biological process (GO): lipid biosynthetic process
Source: RefSeq, a predicted model, not a curated record
AUGACCGUCUACAGCUCUGUUACAGGAGCUGUCUCUUCGGCUCUGAGCCCCGUCACUUCGCAGGCCUGGGGGCCGUUGGUCUCUCUAUGCAAAAACGGCACGCUUUCGCAAUUCCAGAAUCUGAAGCAUGGCAAGCUUGUCGUGUUCGAAGGCGGCUCGAGCAAGGCCUCUGUUGCUUUUGGCUCAGACAAGGAAGGCCUGCCAAUUGCUUUCCUUGACGUGCGCGACGAGAAGUUCUGGGUGCGAUUGGCUCUUUUUGCAGACAUGGGCUUCGCAGAGAGCUACAUGCUGGGUGAAUUCACCACACCUGAUUUGACCAAGUUUUUUGAGCUCUUCAUUCUAAACCGGAACUACCUCUCCAACGGUUCUACCUUCACAUCCGCAAUCUCGUCUGGUCUUGCCGGUCUAGUACGAGGCAGCAACAACCUCAAGAAUGCGCGCCUUAACAUUUCUGCACACUACGACAUCUCAAACGAAAUGUUCGCAGAGUUCCUAUCACAAGAUAUGACGUACUCGUGCCCGAUAUGGCUUCCCAAGUCGAACCCCGCGUCUGCGAGCGAAACACUCUACGAUGCGCAAAUGCGAAAGCUCGACCGCUUCAUCGACAACACACAUAUCAAGGGCACAGACCAUGUUCUUGAAAUUGGCACAGGAUGGGGAAGCUUCGCCAUGCGCGCUGUCGAGCGGACAGGCUGCAGGGUGACUUCUCUCACCCUCUCCAUUGAACAAAAAGAACUGGCGGAAGAGCGGAUACAAGCAGCAGGCAUGUCGGACAAGAUUACGGUCCUUCUGUGUGACUACCGCAGUCUCCAAGUCCCGGAGACGGGACCUUUUGACAAGGUGGUAUCCAUUGAGAUGCUCGAGGCCGUCGGCAAAGAGUACCUCGUCACGUACUUCAAGUGCAUAGACAAGCUGCUCAAGAAGGAGGGCGGCAUAGCCUGUUUCCAAUGCAUCACCAUGCCCGACGCCCGUUACGAAGCCUACGCCAAGUCGGAUGAUUUCAUUCGUCGCUAUAUUUUCCCCGGAGGCCAUUUGCCAGCAGUGUCUGAACUUGUGUCGUCGAUCAACAAUGCAUCGGCCGGCUCGCUCGUUGUCGACAGCAUCGAGAACAUUGGACCACAUUACGCAAAGGCACUGCGGUUAUGGCGCGAAAAGUUCCUGGACAGCUGGGAAAGCACCAUCAAGCCGCAGCUCAUCAAGGAGAAGAGCGGCGAGGGCAUGGACGACGAGGGCGCCGAGAUCUUCAAGAGGAAAUGGGAUUACUACUUUAGGUAUUCCGAGGCGGGAUUCUCGACAAAGACGCUGGGCGACGUCAUCAUC